Pelobates fuscus (common spadefoot toad) is the source of this 2373-nucleotide messenger RNA. Its product is annotated as cyclin-dependent kinase 6-like. Gene Ontology annotation, cellular component: cyclin-dependent protein kinase holoenzyme complex; cytoplasm; nucleus. The transcript has 8 exons. NCBI's taxonomy places the organism in Eukaryota, Metazoa, Chordata, Amphibia, Anura, Pelobatidae. The coding region runs from base 720 to 1721 and encodes 333 amino acids. Gene Ontology annotation, molecular function: cyclin-dependent protein serine/threonine kinase activity; cyclin binding; ATP binding. The record is from RefSeq and is a predicted model, not a curated record. Gene Ontology annotation, biological process: protein phosphorylation; regulation of G2/M transition of mitotic cell cycle; signal transduction.
AGCCAGCGUGGGAAACUCACAAAAAGUAGGAAAAAGAAAGCGCUGCUGCUCCUCUUAGAGGAGGAAGGAAAGAGGGAGAGAGAGGGAGAGGGAGAGAGAGAGGGAGACCGAGAGAGUGACUAAUAGAGAAAUGCCAGGGAUAGGGGGAGGAAAGCCAUAGCAGGAUAGGGGUGCUGCCGCUCAGCUCACUGCCUGCAGAAUAAACUCUUUAAAGAUUUGCAUGUUUAAGUGAGCAGUUUGCAGUGCGGAGGGUGUUUUUCCUCCGUGCUCAGAGCCGGCCCCCUUUCAUGCAUUAGCUGAGGAUGGCUGUGCAGAGCUCAGUGUGCUGAAGGCUACCUGUGUGGCCAAUGCCUGGGGUAGCAGGGACCAUGUGAAACCACCUACCCACCUCCAGGCUCAGCAAUAAGGAGAGCACAGCUCCAUCAGCCAGUGCACAGCUGGAUAUACCCACCCCACCGGAUUCAGCUAGAUCAGUGCAGAUGAUCAUGUGAAUCCCUCAAAUUCUAUCCCACUCUGUCUGUGCCCCGUGUCACUCUGCUAUAUCUAUGGUCCACUCUUGCGACGCACUGGCUGUGCCCCUAGCUCCCUCUGUGCUCUGCCUCUCCUCCUGCCCUUGCUCUCCGGCACUCUAGAACCCUCGGCUCCACGUGUCCCCUGUGGCCCGGAGCAGAGCCGGAGGGGAGACGGGCUCUAGGCAGGAGGAGGGUCCCCUGGAAAGGAUGAUGCCGAUGACAGAGAAAGAAGGAGUGGCCGACCAGCAGUACGAGUGCGUGGCCGAAAUCGGAGAGGGGGCCUAUGGCAAGGUGUUCAAGGCCCGUGACCUAAAGAAUGGUGGCCGCUUUGUAGCCCUGAAGCGAGUGAGGGUGCAGACGGGGGAAGAAGGCAUGCCCCUGUCCACCAUCAGGGAGGUGGCCGUGCUGCGACAUCUGGAGACCUUCGAGCAUCCCAAUGUAGUCAGGUUGUUUGAUGUGUGCACAGUUUCACGGACAGACAGAGAGACAAAACUAACGCUCGUUUUUGAACAUGUGGACCAAGAUUUGACCACUUAUUUGGAUAAAGCACCAGAUCCAGGGCUUCCUAAUGAAACAAUUAAGGAUAUGAUGCACCAGCUUCUCCAAGGACUGGAUUUCCUUCAUUCACACCGCGUGGUGCAUCGAGACCUCAAGCCUCAAAACAUCCUUGUCACGAGCAAUGGGCAAAUAAAACUGGCAGACUUUGGACUGGCACGGAUCUACAGUUUUCAUAUGGCACUUACAUCAGUGGUUGUCACCUUGUGGUACAGAGCCCCCGAAGUCUUACUCCAGUCGAGUUACGCCACGCCUGUGGAUCUCUGGAGCGUGGGAUGCAUAUUUGCAGAAAUGUUUCGUCGAAAGCCACUUUUUCGAGGAAAUUCAGAUGUUGAUCAGCUAGGAAAAAUCUUUGAUGUCAUCGGGCUCCCAGAAGAUGAGGAAUGGCCCAGUGACGUCGCAGUUCCCAGAAACGCCUUUCAGUUCAGACAUCCUCAACCCAUCGAAGACUCUGUGCCAGAUAUUGAUGAACAAGGCAAAGAUUUACUGAUUAAGUGCCUCACGUUCAGCCCAGCGAAGCGAUUAUCGGCCUUCCUUGCCCUCUCCCAUCCUUACUUUAAGGACGUACAGAAGCACAAAGACAGUGUGGACUCUCACAGGCCUUGUAGCCAAAAUUCGGGAGAUGACAGUACAGCUGGGACUAAGACUGCUUGAGGCAGAGUUUAUACACGGACAGUACGAGUUUGCCAGCGGUGCCCUUAUCAUAAUACUUUAAUAUUCUCACAAACACAUCGGUCUGCAAAGAAACCUUGUUUACUUUCAUCAAAUCAAUGCAAAACCAAUGCAGCUUUACAUGUUUGUUUUGUUUUGUUGUUUUUGUUAUACGUUGUUUAUUUCAAACUUGGAUUUUCUCCAGUGAAAAAGCAAAGCUGCUGAUUAUCUUUUUAUUUUUUUUGCUGCCUUUUUACUGUCUAACAUUAAAGCUGCUGGUAUGACGCUGAAAAAUCCAGUCGCUGCCACAACAAGAGGAAUCUAUUUACAGCUGCUAAAAGCCUGAUUGGGUACUAGACUAGCCUCUUUUAAUAACAUAUUUUUAUGUCCCUAGGAUGUUAUUGUUAACCCUGUGAGUGCCGGGGAUCCAUAAGGGCUAAAAACAUUGAAUUAGUAGGAUUUUAUUUCGUUUUUUUAUUGUUUUGUUUGUUUGUUGUUGGUUUUUUUCUGAGUUCCAUUUCAGAACAUGUCUUCGACAUGAAAUUAAUCGAAAAGCUGUGUUCUUCAUUGCCAGAAAUUGAUGUAUAAAUUGAAAUGCUGGGUGAUAGGGCGGUUUUAGCAAAGUUCUGAUCUUGUUUUUUUGUUUGUUUGUUUU